AUGUGUUUAGCUUCAAGAUGUGCUGGAAUUAUCUUCACUGGGAUGAUGUCAAUUCUCUUCCUACGCAUGCGACUGGAAAUGUAUCAAUGGGCCAGUAUGGUGCCCGUUGUAAUUGGUUUAGUGAUUAUCUUUGUGAUCGAUAUCUUAUUCAGUGAAGACUUCUUUAUUGGUGAUUUAUUUGUUAUAACUGCACAAAUUGUGGUAGCACUUCAGAUGGUCGCCGAGCAGAAACUUUUAGCCGAUUGCGAUGUUCCUGCCCUUUUUGCUGUCGGAUUGGAAGGCAUUUUCGGUUUCCUUAUUCUGUCAAUUUUGAUGAUUCCAAUAUCCGUCUAUACACCCGAAAACGCGUUAGAUGCGUUUGAAGCAAUGCAUGACAGUGGGGAACUAGUCGGAGCAUUGUGCCUCACAGUUGCGAGACUUUCAAAAUGUUUGGAAUUUGAUCCACUGAUUUGGAAUUACAGUACUGCCUUCUUCAACUUUUCUGGUGUCUUGGUGACAAAGUAUAUGUCCGCAACAACGCGUAUGGUAUUGGGUAGUGUCUGUAUAAUCAUCGUCUGGCCUGUGUCGAAUCGAUUUUUCCAUAGUCAAUUUAUACCAUAUCAGAUCAUCGGUUUUGUCUUCCUUGUUGGCGGAAUGUUCAUAUACAACGAUAUACUUUUAAUGCCAUUCGUACGUAAGACGAACCUCUACAAACGUAUGUUCCCGAAGUGGGCAGCUGAGUUAGAAGCGUCCGAAUCGGAAAAAGAAUAG
Anisakis simplex (herring worm) is the source of this 750-nucleotide messenger RNA. The record is from the annotation of a GenBank genome assembly. Lineage: Eukaryota; Metazoa; Nematoda; Chromadorea; Rhabditida; Anisakidae.